CCGCCCCGAGGCCGGCUCACUCCACUCCCACUUCCUGAGCCCGGCUCUUGGAGCCCCGGAGGCCAGGCCAGGCCCGGCCGCUGGGCCCCAGGGGCACGUCAGCCUGAGCCGUGUCCCAGACCCUGGGCUCAGGAGGAGGUCGCUGCCACCACUGCCGGGGACGUGCAGGCCUCCCACCCAGCUCCCAGGCCUCCACCCAUCUGGCCGACUGGCCGCCUGGCCGCCAUGCGCCCGCCGUGGGCUGCCUCCCCCUGCGGCCUGGCCUGGGGGCCACUCGCCCUGGGCCUCUGCGGCCUCCUGGCAGCAUCCCAGGCCCUGCUGAUGAGGGAGGGGCCCGCGCAGGCGCUCCCAUACCACACGGAGAACCAAACCUGCCGGGACCGGGAGAAGGAGUACUACGAGCCCAAGCACCGCGUCUGCUGCUCCCGCUGCCCCCCAGGCACACAUGUGUCAGUCGAAUGCAGCCGCAGCCAGAACACCGUGUGUGCCACGUGCCCCGAGAACUCCUACAACGAGCACUGGAACCACCUCUCCAUCUGCCAGAUGUGCCGCCCCUGUGACCAGAUGCUGGGCUUCGAGGAGACCGUGCCUUGCACCAGCAAGCAGAAGACCCAGUGCCGCUGCCAGCCGGGAAUGUUCUGCGUGCACUGGGACACUGAGUGUGUGCACUGCGAGCCGCUCUCCGACUGCCCCCCUGGCACCGAGGCGGAGUCUGAAGGUGAUGUCAGGGAGGCUAAGAGAAACUGUGUUCCCUGUAAGGCAGGGCACUUCCAGAACACCUCCUCCCCCAGGGCCCGCUGCCAGCCCCACACAAGGUGUGAGGAGCAGGGUCUGGUGGAGGCACUUCCGGGCACUGCCCAGUCGGACACCAGCUGCAGAAAUCCACUCGAUCCCCCGGAGAUGCCAGGAACCGUGCUGGUGUUGGCCAUCCUGCUGCCGCUGGCCUCUCUCCUGUUCCUCACCACGGUCCUGGCCUGCACCUGGAAGAGCCACCCCUCUCUCUGCAGGAAGCUGGGAUCCCUGCUCAAGAGGCGUCCAGAGGGAGAGGAAUCAAAUACUGCUGAUGGAAAUUGGGAGCCUCCAAGGGACAACCCACAUUUCCCUGACCUGGUAAAGCCACUUCUGCCCUUCUCUGGAGACUUGGCCCCCGCCUCGGCCAGGCUCCCAGCAACCCCAGGUUUGGAGGAAGAGGUGCCACAGCAGCAGAGUCCUCUAAGCCAGGCCAGGGAGCUGGAGGCUGAGCUCCCAGAGCAAGGCCAGGUGGCCCAUGGUACCAACGGCAUUCAUGUCACCGGGGGGUCUGUGACUGUCACUGGUAACAUCUACAUCUACAACGGGCCAGUACUGGGGGGAGCCCGGGGCCCCGGAGACCCCCCUGCCCCCCCAGAACCUCCAUACCCCACCCCUGAGGAGGGUGCCCCAGGCCCCCCCGGGCUCUCUACGCCCUACCAGGAGGAUGGCAAAGCUUGGCACCUGGCUGAAACAGACACUGGGGUGUCAUGCCCUCUAACAGGGCCAAGGACCCAAUUUGUCACCCAUGCCUCUUGGUGUCUGGGAGAAGCCAGAAGAAGGGAGGUGCAAGAGCACCUUCUCCCUACAGCUGCCCUCCCCACACAGGACUCACAGACGGCCUGGGAAGGGCCCCUGAGAGGCAGACCCUAAGGGGCCAGGCCCGAGACACGCCUCUGAGAGCAGGGCUGGACACUGGCUGGGUAUGUGCGCGCCACGAGACUCUCGCCACCUCGUAAGCAGGCCUGAGACUUCAUCGCAGACCCCCCCCCCCACCGCCCGGCGGGGCUGCACUGGCUCAACUUCAGGCACGGACAGGGCAUGCGGUGCUAACUGCUGCCCACCGCAGCAUUCUGCACCCUACACAGGGCACAGAAGGAGGACAGCCGCAUGGCCACUUGCAAGAACGUCAGUGGGACCUCCAGCAGAUCCGUGGUGCUCACCCCCAAGCUGCAGAGGCCCCUUGAGAACCCACACUUCACCUGGACUGAAGUAGACCCUGUAUGAAGAUGGAGAUACGUGGAAGACCAUCUCUCCCCUUUCCUCCUAGAAAGGGAGUCAUUAAAAACUGGGAGCUUGGGUACAGUGACUAGGUAGAAGGGAGAGUUUUGGAGGGAGAGGAAAAUGGCAAGUGUAUUUAUAAAUUGUAACCACAUGCAAAUAAAGAGGAGAUCGAGACCUA
Messenger RNA from Hyaena hyaena (striped hyena), 2191 nucleotides. It is a transcript of the gene LTBR, whose product is annotated as lymphotoxin beta receptor. Gene Ontology annotation, molecular function: ubiquitin protein ligase binding. NCBI's taxonomy places the organism in Eukaryota, Metazoa, Chordata, Mammalia, Carnivora, Hyaenidae. Gene Ontology annotation, biological process: hematopoietic or lymphoid organ development; immune response; positive regulation of canonical NF-kappaB signal transduction. The record is from RefSeq and is a predicted model, not a curated record.